AUGGUUACUUCUAGACCCGGAUCUCCUUACACAGGUUACAGACCUUCCAGUGCUCACUCCACUCACACCAAAGUGGAAGAAGAUCUUCACGAACAUGCUGGUAUUGAUUACGACAGAGUAACCAUCAUGCGUAAUCCUUCUGUUGCUGUUCUUUAUGAACAAGCACUCACCUACGAACAAGGUACUGUCAUCUCUUCUGCCGGUGCUCUCUGCGCUUACUCUGGUAAAAAGACAGGUCGUUCUCCCAAGGACAAACGUAUUGUGGAAGAAGAAGGCUCCAAGGAAGAUAUUUGGUGGGGCCCCGUCAACACGCCCAUCAGCGAAAAGGUCUUUUUGAUCAACCGUGAACGUGCCAUCGACUAUUUAAACACUCGUCCUCGUCUCUAUGUCUUUGAUGGUUUCGCCGGUUGGGAUCCCAAAUACCGUAUCAAGGUGCGUGUCGUCGCUUCUCGUGCCUACCACUUGUUGUUCAUGCGCAACAUGUUGAUUCGUCCCACCGAUGAAGAGUUGGAAGAUUUCGGAACGCCUGAUUUCACCAUCUUUAACGCCGGUGAGUUCCCCGCCAACCGAUACACUACCGGUAUGACCUCCACCACCUCUGUUUCUGUCAAUUUCAAGAGAAAUGAAAUGGUCAUUCUUGGUUCUGAAUAUGCUGGUGAAAUGAAGAAGGGUAUUUUCACUGUCAUGCACUACUUGAUGCCCAAGGCAGGUGUCCUUUCUCUUCACUCUUCUGCCAAUGAAGGUCCUGACGGUGAUGUCUCUCUCUUCUUUGGCUUAUCAGGUACUGGCAAGACCACGCUCUCUGCUGAUCCCAAGCGUAAGCUCAUCGGUGACGACGAACACUGUUGGUCCGAUAACGGUAUCUUCAACAUCGAAGGCGGUUGCUAUGCUAAAUGCAUCGACUUGUCCAGCGAAAAGGAACCCGAUAUUUACAACGCCAUUCGUUUCGGCGCCAUUUUGGAAAACGUCGUCUUGGACGAAGAGACCCGUGAAGUCGACUACUCGGACGAUUUCUUGACCGAAAACACACGUUGCGCUUACCCCAUCUACCACAUUCCCAACGCCAAGAUUCCUUGCAUGGGCGGUCACCCCAAGAACAUCAUCUUGUUGACCUGCGAUGCCUUUGGUGUCUUGCCUCCUGUCUCCAAACUCACCGCUGCACAAGCCAUGUACCACUUCAUCUCUGGUUACACCACCAAGGUGCCUGGUACCGAAGACGGCAUUGUCGAGCCUCAAGCCACUUUCUCUGCUUGCUUUGGCGCGCCUUUCUUGGUCCUCCAUCCUCAACGCUAUGCUACCAUGCUCGCCCAAAAGAUGUCUGAACACAAGGCCGAUGCUUGGUUGAUCAACACCGGUUGGAUCGGUGGUUCCGCUGCCACCUCCAAGCGUUGCCCCUUGAAGUACACCCGUGCUAUCCUCGACGCUAUCCACAGCGGCGAGCUCGCCAAUGCUGAAUUUGACGAAUUGGAAAUCUUUGGCUUGCGUAUCCCCAAGGCCGUUUCCAACGUUCCUUCUGAAUUGUUGAACCCCAAGACCGCUUGGAACGGUACCGCUGAAGAAUUUGACAAGUCCCUUCAAAACGUCGCUCACAUGUUUAAGGAAAACUUCAAGACCUAUGAAGACCAAGCUUCUCCCGAAACCUUGGCUGCCGGCCCCAAGAUCUAA
Mycotypha africana is the source of this 1665-nucleotide messenger RNA. Its product is annotated as phosphoenolpyruvate carboxykinase [ATP]. Gene Ontology annotation, biological process: gluconeogenesis. Gene Ontology annotation, cellular component: cytosol. The transcript is spliced from 3 exons. Gene Ontology annotation, molecular function: ATP binding; phosphoenolpyruvate carboxykinase (ATP) activity. Bases 1 to 1665 code for a protein of 554 amino acids. NCBI's taxonomy places the organism in Eukaryota, Fungi, Mucoromycota, Mucoromycetes, Mucorales, Mycotyphaceae. The record is from RefSeq and is a predicted model, not a curated record.